Messenger RNA from [Torrubiella] hemipterigena, 1977 nucleotides. NCBI's taxonomy places the organism in Eukaryota, Fungi, Ascomycota, Sordariomycetes, Hypocreales, Clavicipitaceae. The record is from the annotation of a GenBank genome assembly.
CGACGUUGCAUAUCGCUUGGGAUUAUCUGCGCCGACUUUCAUUUACCAUUUAUUCCCGCAAGCAUAGCAGCAUUUUGGACUUCUCUGCGUGCGCCUUGACGACUACUAUUUUUACCCGACAGCGCUUGUAGACGACCGCUGGGGCGCGCCCAACAGCUUGAAACACUGAGCUAGUGGCGACACAUCCCUCGAAACACAUUCUUUACGCAUCCACGGACGGACGAGAGACGCACUCUUCGCCACGACAUCUUUACACUCUCCAUGAAUUAUCGCUCAUAGAAGUCGCAAUGGAGCCGUCAAGCGGCCUCUCUCCUGGCGGGAGCAUUGCGCUUGGAAUCGUCGUCGGCCUCAUGUCGACGAGCGUACAGAGCUUAGGGCUUACACUCCAGCGAAAAUCACACAUAUUAGAAGACGAAAAGGGGCCACACGACAUUCGACGGCCCCCAUAUAGACGAAGGCGGUGGCAGCUUGGAAUGGGCAUGUUCAUCAUUGCCAAUCUUUUGGGCAGUUCUGUUCAGAUUUCGACACUUCCUCUUCCCGUUCUCUCGACAUUACAGGCUGCCGGUCUUGUAUUCAACUCGAUAUGCGCCACCCUCAUACUAAGCGAGCCCUUUACGAGCUGGAGCUUGGCAGGCACGCUGCUCGUCACUGGCGGCGCCGUGCUGAUUGCCAUAUUCGGAGCCAUACCAUCGCCUACGCAUUCUUUGGACGAGCUUCUCGUCCUCAUGAGCCGCAAGCCAUUUAUAAUAUGGAUGAUCUUGCAAGCUGUAUUUGCUGUUGCACUGGCCAUCACGAUUGACUUGGUGAACAAGAUGUCAAGCGUCUCUCACAACUCUCAAUUCAGACUGGCCCGCGGCAUCGUCUACGGUGUUAUUAGCGGCGACUUAUCUGCUCAUUCGUUAUUGUUCGCCAAAUCAGCAGUGGAACUGGUCAUCAAGACCCUCGGCGGCGAGAAUCAGUUUGUGCACUGGGAGGCGUGGGCUAUAGUGAUGGCGCUCGUCUCGCUGGCGCUGUGCCAGCUGUAUUAUUUGCACCGGGGGCUGAAACUGGUCUCGACCUCUGUUCUAUAUCCUCUUGUUUUCUGCGUAUACAACAUCAUCGCUAUCCUCGACGGCUUGAUAUACUUUGACCAGAUGGGCUUUAUCUCGACGCUCCGCGCAUGCAUAAUCAGCCUCGGAACGCUGAUCCUGCUUUCUGGGGUCUUAGCUCUCUCAUGGCGUCUAAGCGAAGAGCAACAUACACCAAGCGUGGGACAGUCCACGCUUGCUCCGGGUCUCGGUCUCGUCGACGACACAGAAGGCGAAGAAGAGUCGCUUCUCAGUGGCGAGGCCGCCCCCGGCACCGACGACACCAUCACCUAUCAGACAUUUGAAACCACGAGUGCAGAAGGCACCGUCCUCACACCGACACGGAAGAAGAUCUUCCGCUGGGCUGAGAAUGCUGAGAUUUGGGGCGAACUCGAAGACCAAGAAGACCCUACUACACCUACACGCCGCCUCCGCUCUCACACCAUGCCUGUGAUGACCGAAAACACUAGCCUCCUCACAUCCUCACGUCGUUCUCUUGGCGCCGAAUCCAUCCCCGAGGAAACCGCCUCCAACUCCGACUCGAUCAAGAAACUUAACCGCCGCCGUCGCCGCAGCACCGGCUUCCCUGGCCUCGUAGCUCGCCGCGGCGGCCGCAGACGAGACUCAUCCAUUGUUGGAUCUAUUGCUGCCCUCUUACCGAGCAGAUGGUGGGCCAACAAUGACAGUCGACGAAACUCGUUUGCCAACUCUGAAGAUGCCGGCCGACCAAGCCAAGAUAGCGACCGACGGCCGUUUUUGAGAGACACAGCAAACGAUUCCCCCGCAUAGACGGCGUUUUUGUCUCCUUUUUGGAAAUGUUUAAAUAACUCUUGUGUCACUUUUUAAUAGCAUUGGGAAAGCAUAGCAUACAUUGAAUAAUUUUUUUUUUAAAAAUCCUUCUCUAAAAUAA